AUGUUAAUUUGCUUCACCUAGUGAUAUCAAAACAUCUUGAUUAGAACAAGUCUUCAUUAAUAUGGUUUGUUAACCGUACGAAGAAGUGUAGCUAAACCAAUAUCGUAUGAAUUUAAAAAAAAUGGGAAAAAAUAUCAACCUGAAUCGUAACCACUACCUACUUCUUGGGCUGUUGUGUGGCUUUCUCUUUAGUUUUUAUUCACCGCAAGAAACUACGGAGUUUGGAGCAGAAUGUCCUGACGUGACUGAAAGUUCGGAAAAUGCAUUUGUGCUAUUACGCGACGGCGAAUUUGAGCCGCAACUGAAUUUGGAACAGAAACCCAUGAUGGCUAAGAAGGUGGUUAAAAACAUCAUUCGUCCACGAUACUAUUAUUCCGAACUUGGUAUUAGAGAGAAACUCUUCGUGGGUGUGCUGACUACGUCGGAAAAUGUGGAAACUAUUGCCACUGCGAUAAACCGAACUGCUGCACAUCUAGUGGAUAAAAUUAAGUUCUUCAUUCACGCCGAUAAUGUCAAGUCUUCGUUUAACUUGAAAAAUAUCGUAGGAUUUACUGAUACUCGUGAACAUCUACGUCCAUUCCAUAUGCUCAAGUACCUUGCAGACAAUUACCUAGAUGAAUACGACUUCUUCUUGCUGCUCACAGAUACAACAUAUGUAAAUGCUCGCAUGGUACGGCGACAACUGCAACACCUUAGCGUUACUCUGGACGUUUACAUCGGUACAAAUAUCGGUUAUGUUACGGAUCAAGAUGAAAACAUCAACGAAUCUAACCAAAAUCAGUACUGCGAUUUGAACGCGGGGAUUAUAUUGAGCAGCGGUCUUAUACGGAAAGUCAGGGCAAAUUUGGAUUGGUGUGUACGGAACGCAGUUUCAAAUUAUCACAGCGUCAACAUAGGAAAAACAAGAAGGGUUUAACAAGGCAGCCAUGGUAUACCCUAUCACCUCCAUGGACGACUUCUAUCUGCUGCAUGCAUACUUUUCACGCGUCCAUUUGAAACAAAAUACAAUCGUGAAG
Anopheles arabiensis is the source of this 1016-nucleotide messenger RNA. It is a transcript of the gene Chpf, whose product is annotated as chondroitin sulfate glucuronyltransferase. The transcript has 2 exons. Bases 107 to 916 code for a protein of 269 amino acids. Gene Ontology annotation, molecular function: glucuronosyl-N-acetylgalactosaminyl-proteoglycan 4-beta-N-acetylgalactosaminyltransferase activity. Gene Ontology annotation, cellular component: membrane. Lineage: Eukaryota; Metazoa; Arthropoda; Insecta; Diptera; Culicidae. The record is from RefSeq and is a predicted model, not a curated record.